AUGUCGGACGUCAAGGCUAGUGAGGAGGUGCAUGGCAUCUCCACUGCUAUCGAAAACUCCCACGUUAUUGCUGGAUACGGACAAACUACCAAGCGGGAGGGAGCCACGACAAAGGAAGUCCACAAUGCGGAUCUGUUCGCUGCUAUUGAGGAGACGAAAAUUGAAAGAUGGAGCAAGGAGUCCAUUCACCUGUACUUCUGUAUCUUCGUGGCCUUCUGCUGUGCUUGCGCCAACGGUUAUGAUGGAUCCCUGAUGGGUUCUAUCCUUGCCAUGGAUCACUACCAGGAUGUGUUCAACACUGGCAUGGACGGACCUAAGGUCUCUGUGGUCACCUCUUUGUACACUGUUGGAUCUAUCGUCGCUACCCCACUCAGUGCUGUCCUCUCGGACAAACUCGGUCGUCGCAAGUGUAUGUUUGUAGGUGCUUGGGUGAUCAUCAUUGGAUCAAUCAUCAUCGCGAGUGGUAUGACUCUGGCACAGUUUGUCGUUGGCCGGUUCGUUCUCGGUGUCGGAAUCCAGAUCAUGGUCGUGUCAGCUCCUGCUUAUGCCGUGGAGAUCUCCCCGCCUCACUGGCGUGGCCGUGCUGUCGGAUUCUACAACUGUGGCUGGUUCGGUGGCUCCAUUCCCGCAGCUGGAAUCACAUAUGGAACCAACUUUAUCGGCAACAACUACCAGUGGCGCAUUCCCUUCAUCUGCCAAUGCUUCGCUUGCGUGAUCGUUAUUAUCUCCGUUUGGUUCAUCCCGGAGUCGCCUAGAUGGCUCAUGACCCAAGGUCGGAAUGAGGAGGCUAUCGCAUUCCUAGCUAAGUACCAUGGCAAUGGAGAUCCUAAUGCCCGUCUGGUCCGUCUUGAAGUUGAGGAGAUGAAGGAGGGUAUUCGUAUUGAUGGUAUUGACAAGAGAUGGUGGGAUUACCGUCCAUUCGUCACUACCCACAGCGGCCGCUGGCGUUUUGCCCAAGUUAUUAUGAUUUCAGUCUUUGGACAGUGGUCUGGCAACGGCCUCGGAUACUUCAAUGCUACCAUCUUCAAGACUAUUGGAUAUACCUCAAGCUCUAUGCAGCUGUUGCUCAAUCUUGUUAACUCGAUUGUGUCCGCUGUCGGCGCUCUCACUGCUGUCGCACUCACCGACAAGAUGCGCCGUCGUCCCGUGCUGAUCUUUGGUACUUUUGCCUGCGCCGUUACACUGGCUAUCAAUGCAGGUAUCCUACAGGAGGUCGCAAAAACCGGUCACAUUAACAAGACCAAGGGCCAGGCUGCUCUUGCAUUCUACUAUCUUUUCAACAUCGUUUUCUCUUUCACGUACACCCCACUCCAGGGUGUCAUCCCAGCCGAGUCUCUCGAGACAACCACUCGUGCCAAGGGCUUGGCUUUAUCUGGCUUCAUGGUUAGCAGCAUCAGUUUCAUCAGCCAGUUUGCCACUCCUAUUGGUCUCCAGAAUAUUUCCACCAACUACUUCUGGAUCUUUGUCGGCUGGGAUGUGCUUGAGUCGGUCUUCUGGUACUUCUUCUGCGUCGAAUCUCAAGGUCGGACUCUCGAGGAGUUGGAGUGGGUGUAUCAGCAACCCAACCCAGUCAAGGCUUCACAGAACCUAGAUAAGAUUGUCGUUCAGCGCGAUGGCACCAUUACUGAGAAAAUCGAGGAUGAUGCUUGA
Messenger RNA from Penicillium antarcticum, 1650 nucleotides. RefSeq lists its product as uncharacterized. The transcript has 9 exons. NCBI's taxonomy places the organism in Eukaryota, Fungi, Ascomycota, Eurotiomycetes, Eurotiales, Aspergillaceae. The record is from RefSeq and is a predicted model, not a curated record. Gene Ontology annotation, molecular function: carbohydrate:proton symporter activity. Bases 1 to 1650 code for a protein of 549 amino acids. Gene Ontology annotation, biological process: carbohydrate transport; transmembrane transport. Gene Ontology annotation, cellular component: membrane.